GAGGAGCUCACCGGCGCCGCCCUGUGCGAGCCCACGCUCGUCCACACGGACAACCAGCCGGCGCAGCGCGUUGCCGAACACGCCGCCUCGCGCAUGCGGCACAUCCUCGUCAAGUACCACUACAUCCGCGAGUGCGUCGACACCAAGAGGAUUGUGCUGAGCUACCUCGCCACGGAGCACAUGAUCGCAGAUCUCCUCACGAAGAUCCUCCCUCGGCCCAAGACGGCUCAGUUCUGCACGAUGCUGUUCGACCAGCGUCCUCUGCCAGGCUGCCAGCCACGGGCCCGUCCUCAUUCGGGCCGGUCGCCACGUCCUUCGACUCCGCGUCAGGACCUCUGA
Salpingoeca rosetta is the source of this 339-nucleotide messenger RNA. RefSeq lists its product as uncharacterized. The annotation marks the transcript as partial. The record is from RefSeq and is a predicted model, not a curated record. Lineage: Eukaryota; Choanoflagellata; Craspedida; Salpingoecidae. The transcript has a single exon.